This is a messenger RNA of Salarias fasciatus (jewelled blenny), 1510 nucleotides long. RefSeq names its product E3 ubiquitin-protein ligase rnf213-alpha-like. The record is from RefSeq and is a predicted model, not a curated record. The transcript has 5 exons. NCBI's taxonomy places the organism in Eukaryota, Metazoa, Chordata, Actinopteri, Blenniiformes, Blenniidae. The coding region runs from base 121 to 696 and encodes 191 amino acids.
GGAGCGCAGUGCGGGCUCCUCUCUUCAGACUGUCUCUGUCCGCAGGAGCGUCGCAGGACGAGCGGAGAUGAGUCCGUGCAGCAGGAGCUGAGAGCCGGCCCAGGAAGGAGACCAGUGAAGAUGAGGUGCACAACCUGUGAACAUCAAAUAGUGGAAAAAACAGCCAAUUUCUGCAGCCAUUGUGGCCUGAAGCUUUCUGUCCAACCAACAGUCACAGAGGAAGCAGGGGAGCAGCUGAAACCUUUGGUUACAGACUCAGAAAGUAACACUGAGAAAUCAGGAUCUCAGCAAGAUGACCAACACGUGGACAACAAAGAGCCCACUAAGUCUCAGAAACGGGCAAAUGAUGAGAGCAUCAGUAACGUAAAGAAGUUUGACAGCAUUGGCUCCAGUGUAGACCCCGAGGUGGCAGCAGAGGAUACGGAUCAGCAGCAGUCUGAAAGUGAGGAGGAGCAAACGCAGACUUCAGAUGAUGACAGUGAACAGAAAGAACCAAGCCCCAUAACACCACCCCCCCAAAAAAAGCCACCCAGACCCAGUUACAUUGCACCUAGUGACAAACAAAACAUUUACUUUCAUGCAGUUCUCCCCAAGACUUUCAAAUUUGAUCCAAGAGCAGAUCGCAUCUAUGUCUACAUGGUUUCCUCCAGUGGACAAUGGGAGGAAGAAGCAAUUGAGCUGUCUGUGGAAAAGUAAGUUUUCUUGAAAGAGUAUUAAUUGUGCAUAUCCCAGGAAUUAUUUGGAAAAAAAUGUUAACCUUAUGUUCCAGUUUUUCAUGCGAGGAUGUUUAGAAACCUGAUGCCAGCAAUGAGUCACAGCUCUCGAUUUAUAUAGUCGCCAGGUCACAGUUUCUGACUAAAAACCAAUUUUGGUGACCAACGUUGGUUAGGCAUCCAGGCACUUUUUUCUGGACUUCUGGGACCUCAUUUAUGAAUCUGUGCUUAGAAUAGGUUCUAAAUUCUCUCGUAUAAAUGAAAUUUAGAAUGUGUGCACAUACAAAUAAAUCCUUAAUUAUCGAGCAUGCGGACGCCUGUCGUACGGACACGAGUAAGUAGACAAUGUUGAUGAAUCCCACCUGUUCUUAACUAUUGUGAUCAUUCAUGGUAAAGGUAAUUUGCAUUCCGAACCGCCUCAAAUUAGCCAUCCAUGGAAACAACACACGUCUUCUAUAAAUAUUUAUUUUGUCGUUACCUUUCAUUAUCAUGGGAAUGGCGAUGUGAGUGUUUUGUGACUGAUUCUGGGUGGAUAGACAGUAGGAGGUACAAGGAUUCUGAAAUCUUGUACAGGUACAGUUACAUUGUUUAAAUUGUACUCAAUUACAAUAAAAAAGUACUGUUGUUGGAAGGUAAAGGUAAGAUUACAAAUUCAAAUGAAAUCAAACUUUAUAAGGCACUUUUCAUUUAAAAAAACGAACACUACAACAUUUAAAAUCAGUGAAAACAUCUGAUUUUGACCAAAAAACAGAGAAAAAGAGCUUUUUCUGCAGAGAAGCAAAUUCAAGCAGAACGGU